UAAGAUGCUUCCCCAGAGGACCGGACUGUCCCUUCAGUCUCCGCUCAGACCCCUCAGAGUUUUGGUUUUCCAUCUUCUGCUAACACACUCUUGUAGAGGUCAGUCUCAGUUGAUUGGUCGACUUCAGCCAAUAGUAGCAUUAGUUGGCAAUGACAUCAUUUUGCCAUGCCAUCUGGAACCUGCAGUGGAUGUUGCUGCCAUGACGUUGGAGUGGACGAGAUCCGACCUGAACUCUAUAUUUGUCUUUAUAUGGCGUGAUGGUCAGAACAUUAUACAUGUUAAAGAUCCAUCCUACACAGGAAGAACAUCACUGUUCACUGAUGGACUGAAGAACGGAAACAUUUCACUGAAACUCUCCAAAGUGAAACUUUCUGAUGAGGGGAGAUACCAAUGCUACGUUCCAGACCUGAGUAAAGGAUCUUUCGUUGAGCUUGUUGUUGGUUCUGCUUCCUACCCGGUCAUCACUUUAGCAGGGAUCGAUGAAGCCACCGGAGGAGUGAUGUUAGACUGCAGGUCUGAAGGCUGGUAUCCAGAGCCUGAGGUGUUGUGGCUGGACGGUGAGGGAAACCUCCUCUCUGCUGGACCUCCAGAGACAGUCAGAGGUCCUGAUGACCUCUAUACUGUCAGCAGCAGAGUGACUGUGGAGAAGAGACACAGCAACAGCUUCACCUGUAGAGUCCAACAGAAGAACACCAACCAGACCAGAGAGGCACACUUCCCUAUUUCAAAUGAUUUCUUUAACGUCCAGUCCAGUUCUUCUCCCGUCAUCAUUGGUUUAGCUGUUAGUUUGGCUGUUUGGAUCAUCAUGUUUAUUCUGUUGCUUCUCUUCGUUGUGUGGAAAUGGAGAAAAAACAGAAUCAAGACAAAGAGAAGUCACUCGGAUAAAACUGAAAAAGGAGAAAAGAAGAACGGUUCUGAAACUAAUAAAAGUGAAGAUCAGUGUGUCACUGAAGAAAGAGAGAGAGAGCAGCUCAUGACACAUGAAACGGUGGAAAUGGAGGUUCUGAAGGGAAACGUGCAGAAGAAGAGCAAACUUUUUCAGAAGAAGAGAUCUGAGCAGCAGCUCCAGGAGGAGCAGCAGAAGGAGGUUCAGACCCUGAAAGAGGAGCUGCAGACCAAGAAGAACGAGAGAGAAACUAAAGGAGCUGAGCUGCAGCAGCUCCAUGAAGAGAAGAAGAGGAACGACAACGAGCUGCAGAGCCUGAAGGAAGAGCUGGAGAACAAGAACCAAGAGCUGGAGAGAAUUAUAAACACCCCUAGCAGCUUUUCCAUUUUCUUUCGGGGAAUCCCCAAGGAAGAACAGCAGAAGAAGGAAGAAGUUGAGACACUGAAGAUGAAGUUGGAGAACCAACAGAAGGAAUCAGACACCAACAUUCAGGAGUUUAAAGAAAAAGAAGCUGAAGUCCAGCAGCUCCAGGAUCAGAUUCAGAGGAUGGAGACCAACCUGCAGACCCUGAUGGAGUCCAACAACAUGGAGUUGGAAAGAAGCCGAGUCGCUCCAGUCCGUUCUUCCUCCUCUGGGUUUAAGUGGCAGACAGUUUCCAGACAGAAGUUCCAGGAUGAGCAGCAGAGGAGACACGAAGCUGAGAACAGAGUUCAGAUCCUGGAGGAGGAGCUGCAGACUAAGAACAGGGAGCUCCAGGAUGAACAGCACAGGAGACACCAAGCUGAGCCAGUAGUUCAGAUGAAGGGAAAUGAGCUGCAGGACAACACUUCCAUGCUGAAGGGAAACCAGGCUGAUAUCCACAGUCAGCUCCUAGAGGAGACACAGAGAAGGCAGGACGCUCAGAGGGAAGUGGAGAAACUGAAGAAUGAGUUGGAGUCAAAGAAAAAAGAGCUGGAGGACAAACCACAAGCAGCUGAAGCACAGAUGAAGAAGACUAAUGAAGAGAUGAAGCAUGAACUGAAGAUGAAGGAUGAAAGCAUCAGCCAGCUGAUGAGAGAGCUCUGUGAUGAGCAGCAGAAGAAAGAGGAAGCUGAGAGAGAUCUGAUGCAGCUGAUGACCAAGAACACUGAGCUGGAGGACAAACAACAAGCAGCUGAAGCACAGAUGAAGAAGACUAAUGAAGAGAUGAAGCAUCAACUGAAGAUGAAGGAUGAAAGCAUCAGCCAGCUGAUGAGAGAGCUCUGUGAUGAGAAGCAGGAGAAAGAGGAAGCUGAGAGAGAACUGAAGCAGCUGAUGACCAAGAACACUGAGCUGGAGGACAAACAACAAGCAGCUGAAGCACAGAUGAAGAAGACGAAUGAAGAGUGGAAGAAGACUAAUGAAGAGCUGAAGGAGACAAAACAUCAACUGAAGAUCAAGAAGGAAGAGAUCAGCCAGCUGAAGGGAGAGCUCUGUGAUGAGCAGCAGAGACGUGAUGGAGAACUGAAGGAGCUGACGACCAAGUGGCAGAAGUUGUUCCAGGAGGAGAUGACCAAAAGAGAGGAAGCUGAGAAAGAAGUGGAGAACCUAAAGAAAGAGAUGGAGACCAAGAUUGAGAAGCAGCUCCAGGAGGAGAAGACCAAAAGGAAGGAAGCUGAGAAAGAAGUGGAGAACCUAAAGAAAGAGAUGGAGGACAAGAGCAGCUCAGCCGGUCAGAGCUCAAACACAGAACUUCCCAUUGUCGUUGAGGUCAACCAACAGGACAAUUAUAUCCGUCUCAUAAAGACGUCCGAUCAGGACCAACCACUGGUAGGCUGGACGUUAGAAAUGAAGGUCAACGAAAAAAUCAUCACACACACAUUUAAGAAAUCAUUCAAACUCAAGUCUAGAGGCACCUUCACUCUGUAUGGCCCAGGUUGUGAUCAGCAGUAUGACCUGUGGUGGAAGGACUUGACACCCUGGAGCUCUGGAGACCAACUAAAGUUCACCCUCAUCAGCGACACUGGCGUCCGACAUCAACUGAGUUUAAAUACUAACUGAGUGGUUAUUAAUUAGCCAGCUGUCAUACUCGUUUUCUUUUUUUAGCUUAUCUUAUCUAUUUGCUCCAUGAGAAAGGGGAGGAAAAGUUACCAUCAGUAACACCAGAAUGCAUUCUGAAUGGUUAAUAGUGAUGUAAACAUUAAACAUCAGGAACAGCAGGACUUGGCUCUUCCUGUAAUAACACAUGUUGUAAUGAUCAGUAAACACUGGAGAACAUCUGUUUGAUUUGAUCAGAUCAAACUUUAUUAUGUUUCUUCAUUGAUAUUCUUGGAGAUGUAUUCCAUUUUUCUUUUCCUCUCAUUAUGUUAUUGCUCCUAUUUUUCAUGUCGGCAGUGUCUUGUUAACCCUCGUGGGCUGGGCACCUUUUAGUGGAUGCUGCUUUGAACAAAUAAAUGUACUCACUCUUCAUCUGGUAAAUUCAACAAUUCAAAACAUGUUUUGUUUGAAAUUUGGUGGAAUUUUGCAUUUGUUUUAUUGCUUCUGUUUAUAUAUAUUUUACUGAAAAACAAAUCUUUAUUGUUGAGGGAAAACAUUCUGAAAUCUCAGAUAUUGAAAUGCUAUAAAAACAAAGGAUUAAAUAAAUUAAUCUCAAAAUUAAAACAUGAGCUAUGCAACUCAGAAACUUUUAUUUUGUAUGUUUACUGGAUUGAAUAUUUAUAUUCGAUCUUUGUUAUUCUAUGUGUUGUAAUAUUUGUAAUUCAAUUUAUUCUGUCAAUACUCUUUUUUUGUAAUGCAAAGAUAAAAAAAUUAAUACAUAUUUGA
This is a messenger RNA of Sebastes umbrosus (honeycomb rockfish), 3667 nucleotides long. Its product is annotated as golgin subfamily A member 6-like protein 6. The transcript is spliced from 24 exons. Bases 5 to 2905 code for a protein of 966 amino acids. Lineage: Eukaryota; Metazoa; Chordata; Actinopteri; Perciformes; Sebastidae. The record is from RefSeq and is a predicted model, not a curated record. Gene Ontology annotation, molecular function: DNA binding.